This is a messenger RNA of Populus nigra (black poplar), 1731 nucleotides long. RefSeq names its product transcription factor TCP9-like. NCBI's taxonomy places the organism in Eukaryota, Viridiplantae, Streptophyta, Magnoliopsida, Malpighiales, Salicaceae. The record is from RefSeq and is a predicted model, not a curated record. Bases 284 to 1477 code for a protein of 397 amino acids. Gene Ontology annotation, cellular component: nucleus. Gene Ontology annotation, molecular function: sequence-specific DNA binding; DNA-binding transcription factor activity. The transcript has a single exon.
UGCCAUUUUUUCCAUGAAGCUAUAAACAACAAGAUCGUGAUAAUAAGAGCCGCAAAAGGAAAUACAAUUCUAGGGUUUGAUCCCUUCCCCUUUUGUAACCCCCAACUUUUCCACAAGUAAAUCUCUCUCUGUUUGUCGACUGAUAUUUAUAUAUAGUUCCUCCUUCAACCUCUUCUCCAAAACCCCAUCUUUUCCGUUCAUUUUCCCUAGAAACAAACAAACAAACACUCUAAAUUAUCAUCUGGGUUUCUACUUCUUUUUUCCCCUACUGGACCCUCAAAAAAUGGCAUCAUUUCAAGAGCAUGGAAUGGACCCAGAUGAUGAAGGUGGCACUUCUGAUCUUAGCACGAGCGCUGGUGACCCAGAAGACAAUAAAAACAGCAGUAGCAUCAGCAGUAAUGGGUGCUUAAAGAUAUCAACAAUUGAUGAAACAGAAGCGUUUCAAGUCAUGCCGUUAAAGGAGGAGCCAUUUGACUCCGACCCGUCUUCUGACCCUGACCAAAGAACCAACCCAAUGGGUGUAGUACCGCUAGCUAUGCAGAUGCAGACGCCAAUGCCAAUUUCAAUGCCUCUGCCGGUCACUACAACAACGACAACCAGACGCGCAUCCACCAAAGACCGCCACACAAAAGUGGAGGGCCGUGGGCGUAGGAUCCGAAUACCCGCUACUUGUGCUGCCCGGAUCUUCCAAUUAACCCGAGAAUUAGGCCAUAAAUCAGACGGUGAAACCGUUAGAUGGCUGCUUGAACAUGCUGAAGAAGCUAUUAUUGAAGCAACCGGCACCGGCACGGUCCCUGCUAUCGCGGUCUCCGUUGGUGGGACUCUCAAAAUCCCUACAACAACCUCAAACAAUAAUAAUUCAUCAACUGAAACGCCGAAGAAACGGAAGCGCCCUUCGAAUUCUGAGUUCUGCGAUAUUAGUGAAGCAGCACCCGUUUCGACUUCUCAGACAUCUGGUUUAGCCCCAGUAAAGCCCUCAGCACCACUUGCUGCGGCCGCGACACCACAAGGAAUGGUACCUGUUUUUGCUGUGGGAAAUACUGGCAUGAUGGUGCCAGCGAAUGCUUUUUGGAUGAUUCCACAAGCUGCGGCUACGGUUGCUCCUGCUAAUCAACAAAUAUGGGCCUUAUCGCCUUCGCUAACCCCUGUCUUUAACGUUGCAGCCGCGAGGCCCAUAUCAUCAUUUGUGGCAUCAACAAACAGUGGGAAUGAAACAGGAGUAAAUAUAGCAGCAGCAGCAGCAAGUGUGGUAAAUAUACCUAGCGAGGUUGAAUUUAGGUCACCUUCACCGGUGGUUGCUAGCACAUCGGUUGGGGCUAAAGUGGCGAAGAAAUCAACCAUGGCGCCGAGUGUGAGUUCUAAUAGUGGUAGUGGCAAGGGAGGGAAGGCUCAAAUGUUAAGGGAUUUUUCUUUAGAAAUAUAUGAUAAGCAAGAGUUGCAGUUAAUGGGGCGUCCUGGGAAUAAUCAAUCACGCUGAUCAAAAUCGUAGGAAUUUAGUGUUCAUGUAAGCGCUAACAGAUGGAAUUUAACUACCAAGUUGUCACUUGCAAAUAAUUUCCAGUUCAAGGGUUUCGUUUAUUUGCAAUUUGUGUUUUUUAUUUUCUUUAGAAUUUGUUGCUUUUGUACUUUAUUUAUAUAUACAGAAGCCAUGAACAGUAGUGUGGUUCUUGACUUGUCAAUCUUCGCAAUAUGUCGAGCGAUUAUCAGAAAUAACACUUGGCAUUUGAGAAA